UAUAAUUCGUGUUUAUCAUAUUGACAAUGUUAUUUGAGUAAAUACACAUAAUAUAUAUAUAUACACUGGGGUUUGAACAAUUGAAGUUAUGUUUUAAAAUUUGCACUUUCGGGGUAUUUAUUUAUUUUGUGGCGAAGAAAGGAAAUAAAAAAACAACUUGCUUCUUAGAUUAUGAGUUUUUAUUUGCCUAAACUAUAUCUUCUUGUAUCAAUUACAAAUAUUUUUCUUCUACCUGGUCUAAUUCUGAGUGAAUUUCACAGUAAUACAGAAUAUGUUGACAGUUUUGUUGACUCAAACAAUUUACUACAUCCUAAUCUAUUUGAAAAUAUUGAAGAUAAUUCAAUAAUGACUGAUAAUGAUGUUAUUUCACGACAAAGACAACAACCUAAUGAAGAUAGAAUAUCGCACUUGAAUAGAUAUGAUAAAUAUCGAAACAAUUAUAAAAAUGAUAAUCAUCACCAACAGGAACAAUAUGAACAACAUGGAAAUCAGAUGGCUUCAAGAAAUCUACUCAGAAAAUUAACUGAAAAUCUAUUAAAACAACAGUCAGUAGAUAGACAGCAUUCAUCGUCAUCAUCAUCAUCAUCAUCAUCAUCAGCCUUCUUUUAUCCGUUAUCAAGAUCUUCGUUUUACAAAGCAUAUCGAUCGAAACGUGAUGAUCUCGGCUGGAAAAGAAGUAUUCCUUUCAGUGUGAAGUAACUUUCAGAAAUCUAUUUCAUAUUACUCUACACUAUGAAAAAUAUAUAUUCAAAGUAAUAUUAUUAAAAACAGGGAUACAGAAAAGAGGAAAUUGAGUAAAAAUCAAAUCCAGUUGAAUGACAGUUAUUUUUGGACGGGAUAUCUAAAUUAUUCCUCUCAAAAUAAUUACAUAUAUAAAGUUAUAAGACUUCUUUUUUGUUUCCCCUAGCUACUUACCUCUUACUUACAUGUGUCACUUCAAGUUUCGC
Molecule: messenger RNA, 947 nt
Organism: Heterobilharzia americana
Lineage: Eukaryota; Metazoa; Platyhelminthes; Trematoda; Strigeidida; Schistosomatidae
Source: the annotation of a GenBank genome assembly